AUGAGGUACGACAGGACCAAGGAUCCUCAGGAGCACCUAACAGCUUUUGAAGAAAGAAUGAACUUGGAAGGAGUAGGUGACGCGGUCAGAUGCCGAGCAUUCCCUGUGACGCUGGCCGGCCCAGCGAUCCGAUGGUUCAACGCCCUCCCACAAGGGUCCAUUACGACCUUCAUGAACAUCUCCGAAAGCUUUCUGGCCCGGUUCACGACACGCAUAGCCAAGGCAAAACACUCGAUUAACUUGUUGGGGGUCACCCAGAAACUCGGGGAACCGACCAGAAAGUUUCUGGAUAGGUUCAACGACGAGUGCUUGGAAAUUGACGGCCUCACAGACUCGAUCGCUAGUCUUUGUCUAACAAUCGGCCUGCUAAACGAGGACUUUAGGAAGCACCUCAAAACUAAGCCUGUGUGGACCAUACAGAAAAUUCAAAGCGUGGCCAAGGAAUACAUCAAUGAUGAAGAAGUAAGUCAGGUCAUAGCAGCCAAUGAACGGCAGCUCCCUAACCCGUCAACUCGGCAGGCUCCCCAGGUCGAUAGAUAUAAGGAGGCCCUUAGGGACGGAACCCCAGCCAAACAGCCCAAAAAACCCCCACGGGUGGGAAGGUUCACAAACUACACGCCACUUACAGCGCCCAUAGUGGAAGUUUACCAGCAAAUUAUGGACAAGGGAAUCCUGUCCAGGCCCAGGCCAUUGAAAGAGAGAACGGGAGGCAACAAAAGCCUGUAUUGCAAUUAUCACAAAGGUUUUGGCCACAAGACACAAUAUUAUUUCGACCUCAAAGAUGCCUUGGAGCAGGCCAUCCAAGAAGGAAAAUUAAGCGAGUUCUCCCGACUUAUUCGAGAACUGAGAAGACGGGAACGGGAGCACUCAGAAGAAGAUCGCACUCGGGCUGUCAAGGCUAGGCAAGAACCUUCAAGGAAUGCAGACAACCCCCAACUUUUGUGGUCAAUGUUGUGGUCAGACGCGACAUCUCCCCCAAGUCCAAAUCAGCAGCAAAGAAGGAUGCCCAGAUCCUUUAUAUCUCGGCAGAAGGUUCUAUUGCUUCAACCGGAAGACCCCCCAUGA
Molecule: messenger RNA, 1065 nt
Organism: Arachis duranensis
Lineage: Eukaryota; Viridiplantae; Streptophyta; Magnoliopsida; Fabales; Fabaceae
Exons: 1
Coding region: 1-1065 (354 amino acids)
Source: RefSeq, a predicted model, not a curated record